UGUAGCCCAAAAACGUGACGAAAAUACAACAAGGAAGUGGAUAUUUAAUAAAAAGGAAAAUUAGUUAUCUUCAGAUAGGAAACGUUUUGAAUUAUCAAGUUAAUUUUUGUCGAUUUUUGAUGUUUCGAGAGAUAUAGUUAUCUUGGACUAUAGUUCGUCGUAUCGUGGAUCCAUAUUCACUCAAGCAAUGAACACAGAUGUUGAAUUCCACAUUAGGCAGAAUUAUCCAUGGACCAAGCUACCAGCAAAUGUCAAACAGAGUGUUGGGAACUCGCAGCGUGAAUAUGAGAAACAUGUGCAGUUGUACAGUAUCCGCAACCAGCUAAGGUUCCGCAAUAACCUAGUGAGACACGUGAGGAAGGAUGAGAGGAAGUACUAUGAGGAGCUGCUGAAGUACAGCCGAGAUCACCUGAUGCUCUACCCCUACCACCUGUCAGACAUCAUGGUCAAAGGCCUCCGCAUCACCCCCUUCUCCUACUAUAUCAGCAUCAUGGAGGACAUCAUGAACGUAGAGAAGAGUUACGACUCGCUGCCCAACUUCACUGCUGCUGACUGUCUAAGACUGCUGGGCAUCGGGAGGAACCAGUAUAUUGACUUGAUGAACCAGUGCAGGUCUUCCAAGAAAUUCUUCCGUAGGAAAACGGCGCGAGACCUGCUCCCCUCCAAGCCAGUAGAGAUCUCUGUAGAGCCGUGGUGGGUGGCUCAGACCGGAUACAUCACAGAGGAUGACAUCAGGAUCUGUUCGGUGGCAGAGAGGAAGGCGAUUGAUAAGAUGAUAGAUUCAGGACCCCAACUGGCUGGAUCAAUGGAGUACAAUGUGGUGCUGAGUCUGUACAACAGGGGAUACAUCUAUCUAGACGUGCCCAUCUCUGAUGACAGCUGCAUGUCAGUGCCCCCCCUGGAAGGCUUCGUGAUGAACAGGGUCCAGGGAGACUACUUUGAAACCCUUUUGUACAAAAUAUUUGUUUCCAUCGACGAGCAGACUAAUGUGUCAGAGCUGGCUAAUGUUCUGGAGAUUGACUUGGGCCUGGUGAAGAAUGCUGUGUCUAUGUACUGUCGCCUGGGUUUUGCCCUGAAGAAAGGAAGCUCAUUCAGCUCAGAGCAGCUCCACCCCACAUGGAAGACUGCCCCCUCUGUCAACAGACUGAAGAGCACAGUGGAUCCCAAACAGAUGCUGCUGUCGUGGGAACAGGGGAGUCCUGUGAUGGAGGCUGGAUCUUCGGCUACAGACACAGACACCACCAGCCUGGAGGACCAAGACAACACCAGUGUGAGCAGCCUGAGUAACCCUGGUCCUGCUGCCCCACCCACCAAGAGGAUCGCCUUCCUGUUUGACUCCACCCUCACUGCCUUCCUCAUGAUGGGGAACCUCUCUCCAAACCUGAAGAGCCAUGCGGUCACCAUGUUUGAGGUGGGGAAGCUGUCUGACGAGACCCUGGACAGCUUUCUGAUGGAGCUGGAUAAAGUAGAGAGCACAGCAGAGGGCGAGGCCCAGAGGUAUUUUGACCACGCUCUGACCCUCAGGAACACCAUCCUAUUUCUCCGCUACAACAAGGAACUAACCACCGACCAGGGCCCUGACCUGCCUAACAACGGCCUCCCCCUGGAUAUGCUCCGCUGUGAGAGUCUGCUGGGUCUAGACCAGGCCACCUGCAGCCGUGUCCUCAACAAGAACUACAAACUACUGGUCUCCAUGGCACCGCUCAGCAACGAGAUACGACCUAUCAGCAGCUGCACGCCUCAGCACAUUGGCCCAGCCAUCCCCGAAGUGAGCUCCAUCUGGUUCAAGCUCUAUCUGUACCAUGUGACGGGCCAGGGUCCUCCCUCCCUGCUGCUGUCCAAGGGCUCCCGGCUCCGGAAACUACCAGAUAUCUUCCAGGUCUAUGACAGGUUGCUGAUCACUUCCUGGGGUCACGAUCCUGGUGUGGUACCUUCGUCUAACGUGCUGACCAUGCUCAAUGACGCCCUCACACACUCCGCUGUACUCAUACAGGGCCAUGGGCUGCAGGGUCAUGGAGAGACGGUUCAUGUCCCCUUCCCGUUUGACCGGGAGGAUCUCAAAGGAGAGUUCUCCUCCUCCAACAUGUGUGUCCACAAGGCCCUGCUGCUGCUGAGGGAGAAGGUGGAUCUGGAGCACCAGUGUGGUUACAUCACCAUGCUCAACCCCAACAACAGGCACCGCAGGAGGGCCAGCGAGAGCUCCGACGGCAGGGGAGACAGUCAUCUGGGAGGUGGGUUGGAGGCCAACAGCAGCACUGAGUCCUUUGAGCUGGUCACAGAGGACAACAAUGGAGGAAAGCAAGCGGCAGAAGUGCCGUUGACAGAAGAUGACUGGGUCCCUCUAGAGCUGUGCUUUGGGAUGCCUCUCUUCAGCUCCGAGCUCAACCGCAAAAUAUGCCGAAAGAUCGCCUCGCACGGCCUCUGUAGCAAAGACAGCCUUCAAGACCUACUUCAUUCCAGCCGAAAACUAUCAUUGAAGGUCCUGAGUUUUGUUCAGUCGUUCCAGGAUGGCAGCCAGGGUCAGCCCGACCCUGACAGUGGAGUGUCCGGUCCUCUCAGCCAGCCCCCGGCCGAGUCUGGUGUUCCGCUGCCCGCUCUCAACCUCAUCUUCAAGGAUGGACAGCUGAGGGAGUGGAGUGGACGAGCACCUCCACCCCUCCACAUCUCAGCCCUGCAGAAAGACCAGACCUUAUAGACCCCUCCACAUCUCAGCCCUGCAGAAAGACCAGACCUUAUAGACCCCUCCACAUCUCAGCCCUGCAGAAAGACCAGACCUUAUAGACCCCUCCACAUCUCAGCCCUGCAGAAAGACCAGACCAACCCAACCUCCUCCUCCUCCUCGUAUUGUCCUAUGAUCAGAACCAACCCAACCCCUCCUCCUCCUCGUAUUGUCCUAUGAU
This is a messenger RNA of Oncorhynchus tshawytscha (Chinook salmon), 2900 nucleotides long. Its product is annotated as protein FAM91A1. The record is from RefSeq and is a predicted model, not a curated record. Gene Ontology annotation, cellular component: cytoplasmic vesicle; trans-Golgi network. The coding region runs from base 188 to 2695 and encodes 835 amino acids. NCBI's taxonomy places the organism in Eukaryota, Metazoa, Chordata, Actinopteri, Salmoniformes, Salmonidae. Gene Ontology annotation, biological process: intracellular protein transport. The transcript is spliced from 25 exons.